Messenger RNA from Panicum hallii, 1283 nucleotides. Its product is annotated as pre-mRNA cleavage factor Im 25 kDa subunit 2. NCBI's taxonomy places the organism in Eukaryota, Viridiplantae, Streptophyta, Magnoliopsida, Poales, Poaceae. The coding region runs from base 191 to 799 and encodes 202 amino acids. Gene Ontology annotation, cellular component: mRNA cleavage factor complex. The transcript is spliced from 7 exons. Gene Ontology annotation, molecular function: mRNA binding. The record is from RefSeq and is a predicted model, not a curated record.
ACGACUCGCCUGUCCAGUUGUGAUCGAGACCGGGACCCUUCGCAGCGCCUCCCCCCAAACCCGAGUCGAUUCGACCAAAGCCCACCACCAGCCUCUGCCCGCCGCCACCCCGCCGCCUCCGGCGACCGCCGGAGCCUCCACAACAAGAGGAGAUCUCGUUGGAGCGGAGGAGCAGGAAGAGGGGGAGAAGAUGGUGAGCUCUUCGUCGCCGGUGGUGAACGUGUACCCGCUCGCCAACUACACGUUCGGCACCAAGGAGCCCAAGAUGGAGAAGGACACCUCCGUCGCCGACCGCCUUGCCCGCAUGAAGGUCAACUACAUGAAAGAAGGAAUGCGCACAAGUGUUGAAGCAAUCCUAUUGGUGCAAGAGCACAACCACCCCCACAUACUGCUCCUGCAAAUUGGAAAUACAUUUUGCAAACUUCCUGGUGGACGGUUGAAGCCUGGAGAAAAUGAAAUUGAGGGUCUCAAAAGAAAGCUGUGCAGCAAACUUGCAGUGAACUCGCCUUCCUUUCCACCUAACUGGCAGGUUGGGGAGUGUGUUGCUGUGUGGUGGAGGCCGAACUUUGAGACUGUGAUGUAUCCUUACUGCCCUCCGCAUAUCACCAAGCCCAAGGAGUGCAAGAAGCUCUUCAUCGUUCACCUUUCUGAAAGAGAGUAUUUCGCUGUUCCAAGGAAUUUGAAGCUGCUGGCUGUUCCACUGUUUGAACUCUACGACAAUGUUCAGCGAUAUGGGCCUGUCAUCUCCACUAUCCCGCAGCAGCUUUCUAGGUUCCAGUUCAACAUGGUUAGCUCUUAGGGCAACAAGACUGGAAGAUUAGUUUGGCGGAGGCUGCUCUUUUGUCAGACUUAUGUUGAGAUGGAUCUUUGACGUGCUGAGCCAGCUGAUCGACGUACCAUGACUGAUUUUAUUUCACCAUGCUGGAUUUUUAUCUAGACUACAACAAUGUAGACAUGCAUUUCUGACUGUAUUUUGGUGGCUUAUUCUGUUAUCACAGCUCCAGCUGGUGCGUGAUGUAUGUUAGAUUAUUGCUGCUUGUUCUGUCGCGCUAAUUGUUUAUGUAGAUGUACGUCUGUAUGCUUGUUCCGCCGCUCCGGGUUUUGUUGUAACUUCACUAGCUCUUGAGGCUGCUAUGUUUUUUUUUUUUGUUUUAGAGCUUGUAAUGUUUAUCCGCACGGAGCAACCCCUGUAAGCUGUAAACAGGCACAUUGGCACAUCUUAUCUUAGGAUAGAGGAUAGGGUACACAUGAUUGGAUAUUUGAAAACAUCUCGUUCCAUCGUA